AUGGUCACCCCGGAGGCCGGACCCCCCCCAGUACCCGUGCUCACCCCGGAGGUUGCCACCCCCAUACCCGUGGUCACCCACGGAGGUCGGGCCACCUCCAUACCCGUGGUCACCCAGGGAGGUCGGCCCCCACCCCAUACCCGUGGUCACCCAGAGGUCGCCACACCCCGUACCCGUGCUCACCCCGGAGGUCGCCCCCCCCCCCGUACUCAUGGUCAUCCCGGAGGUCGGAUCCCCCUCUCCAACCAGGGGUCACCCCGGAGGUCAGACCCCUGUACCCGUGCUCACUCCAGAGGUCGGCUCCCUGUACCCGUGCUCACCCUGGAGGUCGGACCCACCCUCAAACCCGUGGUCACUCACAGAGGUCGGCCCCCCUAUACCCGUGAUCACCCUGGAGGUCGGCCCCCCAUACCCGUGUUCACCCCAGAGGUCGGACCACCCCCCCCCCCCGUACCCGUGGUCACCCCGGGGCCAAGCAGGCGGAGCCGGCGGGGGCGGGGCAGGGCCCGCAAAGCCCUGGGGUCGUCCAGCACAGUGAUCAGGAGGCUCGGAGGCAAAUGA
Molecule: messenger RNA, 561 nt
Organism: Lepus europaeus (European hare)
Lineage: Eukaryota; Metazoa; Chordata; Mammalia; Lagomorpha; Leporidae
Exons: 2
Coding region: 1-561 (186 amino acids)
Source: RefSeq, a predicted model, not a curated record